GGUAUACGUCACUUCCGUUAGAGGAGGUCACGGGGUCACAUUAUGGCCAAUGGGACGGGCGGAAAGAUCACGCUGCGGUUCUAAGAAGACCAGCUCAGUGUGCUUUUCGUGGAGCUGUGCGGUGUGUGUCGGGAAUGCGUGUGACCAGUCGGGUAAAGGGUUGUGUCCCAUAGCGCGAUGUAGGAGUCUGUCCGGGUAAUCCCUGAGCACUCGCCGCCAGAACACACGGAAGUGAAGUGUGAACCGGGUGUCGCCAGCAGCGGACUGGCAGCGCACGCGGCGCCGGCUAAAAAAGCCUUAGGAGCGCCUCACUCACUCACUCAGUCACUCACUCACUGGCGCUCGGUCCGGCUCCGCUCCGCGUUGCGCUCCUCCAAGUGCGGGACGAGCCGCGAUGCUCCGGAAUUCCGUCUUCGGCCAGAACACGCAGGAUCUGCGGCGGUGGGACUCGGAGGGAGAGUCGUGCGAUUGGCCUCGGCAGGGCUCCGUCCUGCUGCUGACUGAGACUCGGAGAGAGCUCGCUUCUCGCGGGCUCCGCGACACUGACUGAGUGAGAGGAGGGACUCACUGCGCUGAAGGAUCCUCGGAAAAGGGGGCUCCGGCACCGGACGUGGUGCUUCUCGCUCGGAGGCCGCCGAGCAGGAUGAGCGCAAUGAGGGCUGGCGGGGUCACGUGGCAACCGCAGCCCUGGCAGGAUGGCAACGGAGGGGGUGGGGAGCCGCUCUCGGACAGCGACUCGGAGGAGGAAGACUUCCCCGAUGACACCACCACGCCCCUCGGCGACUACAUUACCCACGGGCUGAAGCAGCUCCUGGAUGCUCAGCAGCUGUGUGACGUGACGCUCUUGGUGGAGGGAAAGAAGUUCAUGUGUCACAGAGUUCUUCUGGCUGCUGUGAGCCCGUAUUUCCGCGCCAUGUUCACCAGCCCUCUGGUGGAGUCCCGGCUCGCUGAGAUUCGACUGGAGGAAGUUACGCCCUCCGUCAUGGAGACGGUGAUCCAGUUCAUCUACACUGGUGAGGCGGGUCUCAGCUUGGAUACGGCGGAGGACCUGUUUGUCGCAGCCAACCGGCUUCAGGUGGUACCUCUGCAGGACCUGUGCUCAAGGUUCCUGUUUGAACACCUGUCAGUGGAGAACUGCCUGGGCAUGUACUCCCUGGCGCGCUCGCACCACGACCAGCUUCUGCUGCGUGCCUCCUUGCGCAUGGUGGCUCAGCACUUUCCCCGGGUGGCACGCCAGCGCGACUUCCUGCUGCUAGACCCGGGCACGCUGGGCAGCCUGUUGGCCUCCGACCGCCUCGGGGUGGAGUCGGAGGCGGAGGUUUACGACGCAGCCCGCCGUUGGGCCGAGCACCAGCCCCGCCAGCGCUACCCGCACAUGGCCUCCCUGCUGCAGCACCUGCGACCGGGUCUGCUGGCCCCGGGGGAGAUCCAGCGGCUGAGCCAGGAGCUAGGCACCGAUCCCGGCGUGGGCCUGGGCGGGCCGCUGCGACCGCGCGAGGGCAUGUAUGAGAAGAAGAUAGUUUGCGUGGACCUGAAGCCUCGUGAGGAUGACUCCCUGCGAGAGUCUGACUUCACGGUGGACUGCUUCGAUCCGCGCACAGGCAAGUGGGAGAAGCUGGCGGCGCUGGGCUCGCUGCUGUGUCCAGGCUGCACGGCUGUGGGGGGGCGACUUUUCGUCGUGGGGGGCCUCCUGCGGGGGGGCCAGGUUUCGGCCUCGGUGCACGAGUACGACACGGUGCAGGACUGCUGGCUGCAGAGGCAGUCUCUGGUCCAGCCCCGUGCCAUGCUGGGCCUCCUGGCCUGUGGCAGUACUCUGUAUGCGCUCGGGGGCUGCAACCGGGCUGCGUUGCUGGACUCCUGCGAGACCAUGGACCUGGACUUGCUGCGCUGGGGCCCCGGACCUCGCCUGCCCCUUCCGCUGAGAUCCUUCGCCUGCGCGGCCUUGCGCAGCCGUCUCUACCUGCUGGGGGGCACCACCUUGGAGCAGAAUCGGGCUGUGGUGCACUCCGGAGUCCUGAUUUACCACACGAUCACUGGAACCUGGAACCGCGUGGCCCUGGACUCGGGCGCCACCUGCCUUGCUGGCGGAGUGGCAGUUCGGGGUGGGGUCUGCGCGGUCGGUGGGUACAUGCGGGAUGCCACUACGUUUCUGGAUGGCGAUUACACCCAGAUGGAUCCGCUGGACGCCACCGGACGCGUGCUCUUCUUCCGCGAGGGCCGCGGCUCCGGAGGGGAUCGAGACAUCUCCUCGGUGGUUGUGGAGCGGGCCGGCGGCGGGGGCAGCGACCGCGCUCCCAGUCCCGUGGUGUUUCCCGGGCUGCCGCGGCGCAUUGCGGGAGGAGGCGUAGCUCGCUGGAAGCGAAGGAUCUACGUGCUGGGCGGGGAGAACGGCGCCCGCUUCUACGACAGCGUGUACUGCUGGAAGCCUGGCUGGCGCAGCUGGGUGCAGCGGCGCGAAAAGUUACCGGGCAACACCGGGGGUGUCAGUCAGUUUGGCUGCACCACUCUUAAGUUCCCCAAAAAGCACAUCAUGUCCCGGUUGCGGCUGGCGCUGAAGGAUCGCACGUCGGACGAGUAGUCGGUGACGGGACGCGCGGUUGGAAAUGCAGACGUGGGGUUUGGAUGAGACGGAAGUUUUAUUAAUUCUAACCGAUCCCGAAAGAAGUUCCAUGUGUGAAUGAAGAGAGCAGAACGGUGAGGCUGUGACAGCGUGACUCGCAGCGCGGUGUCUGAAUGUAUUAUACGAGCAGUGUUCCUGGUUUACUAGUGUCAGAUGAUCUCCACUUGCAGUUACAUUUUUUGUGCACAAAAAGCAGUGGUGGAAUGUAUGAAAGGGCCUGCAGAUUCCUUUGAGUUUGAUCCAGCUGUGGUUUUUUUUUUUUUUUUGUUCAAAUGAAAAUGUAAAUGUUAUAGGCUCCUUUGAAUGUCGGGAGUAAAUUGAGCUUUAAAAAGUUUGAUUUAAAGACUUUAUAGGUUUUUUGAGGAGUUAUGUAUAGUCUUUUUUUUAAAUGAAUAAUUUAAGAGCUUUCACUGUGUUCAAGAAUAUAUAUUCUUUAAUUAUAGCAACCAGCCUGUUAUGGUCUGCUCAUGUUUUCUAAUGAUUUUAACACCGUUUUACUGCCCAUUAGAAUAGCAAUUACAGUGUUUUAAGGAAUUUAAAGUAGGCAAGGUGUCUAGAGAUAAUUACAAUGUGUUCUAGACAUUACAUGCAAUGUGUAAACAAAAUAAUGGAACUGAAUGUUUUGAAAUACUUCUAUUCCACUUAGUUUCAGGGCUCCUUCUGAUAAUUUUGGCUUAUUGAUAUUCAUUCUGCCUCUCAGUUCAUUUAUACUCCCCAUGGCCCAGUUUGCCUUGUUGGUGUUUCUUUUGCUGUACCCCGACCCCCCCCCCCCCCACAUGCCCACACUCGUUUUCCUUAUUUCAUUUUGGCGCGCACACACUUUUGCGGUGCAUGUUAAAUCCCCAAGGGGCAUUCACUUACAAAGAUUUCCUUGCACCAGGAAACUGAAAAGCCAUGAGAUCUUAGUCCGACUACGUGCUGCACCUGUUCCGUAGCCCUUGUCGCUCUCCCUGGGUGAACAUUUGACAUGGUCAGAAAAGAUGUUAUGUUUUACAAGUUUGUCAUUGGAAUGAAUUUAACGUUAAUAAAUGAAGGACCUAAAGUCAAAGGAAUGAUGCUUUUAUUUCAGAGCAGGUUAGUACAGGUUUUAAAGGAUUGACACCAUUAAAGGUGUGUUUCAAUGUUGCGUAUAGAAUUUUUUUUUUUUUUUUAUGACACUUUAACAUAUGCAGAUUACUAUUGUGUGAAGCAAGUAUUCUGCGACUUUCUGCAUGCGCACUUGUGAGAUUUUUAUUUAUUUAUUUUUUAAAACUUUUGUCCCAGAGCGUGGUAGUUUUAAGUUGAGAGGAAAGUUAGGCAGUUGGUCCCCGAAUUUUCAAACAAAGUUCCUAUGAUACAGUGGGAAGGGUCAGUACUGAUACAGCCAUAAAACCUUUUUUUGUAGUUGUUUUGUUUCACAUCUGACAUGUCUGUCCAAAGUAACUUGUCACUUUUACCACUUAAACUGAUUUGCAGUUUAAUUUUAAGAAUCUAUGUUCACGGGCCCCUUCUGGAUUUAAUUCAGGAAGAUUCAAGCUGAAAUCUGUAGUGGUUGAACCAUUUAGUACAUGACUUCAGACAGAUAUUCCCUCUUGUGAAAAAGACUUUCAUUGGGCACAUCUCUUCAAUGACCUUUUGAAACAAAAAUGAUAUUUUAUCAUGCAGUACAUUUGGAAAGGAGAUUUCUAUGCUUCUGCUGUGUUUUUUGAGUAGCUCUGAGCCAAUAUUUUUACUCAAUGACAAGCGUUAACGUUGUAUUUUAACCUUUUUAGUCUUGGGCAUGUGUGUAUAAUACGUAACCGAGUUGUCGGGCAAUAAGGGUAUUUAGAAGGACUGCAAAGAAAUGCACUUUCCAUAAAGUAUAGGAGUCCACAGUGGUAGCAGUGACAAUGACUGUCCCAUGUCAUUCAGGUGAGCUUCCUGCCAGCAGUACCAGUGUCAACCGCUAGGUGUCAGUAUGGGACAGACAGUGCAUUUGAACUUUGAGAAAUGCUCUUAAUCUUACCCAGUAGCUAGUUCCUCAUUUUCUAAAAUAUGUCAAAAAGAAUGCAGGGCAGUGAGGGCAUAAGAAAUUUCUGGUUACAUAGGCCUGUGGGGGGGAGAUGUUUAUUGUAACGUUUUGCUUGCUUGUCUGUUCUGAUUUCAAAUGUUGCACCUCCACUCUCUUACUGAGUCUCUCAGCUGCACUGGUUUCUCAUACUAGAUAAAGUGUGUAAUGCAGCUGUUCUGUCUCGUGCGUGCGUGCGUGCAUGCAUGCGUGCGCGCGCAACCGUGUACGAGUUAAUGUGUCUGUGCCCAAAUCUCCUAUACCCUGGACAGUGGCGAGGAAGAACACAUUGCACUGAACCUCCACAGAAUUGGAAUAAGAAUAAUUUUGACUAUGUGCAUUAAUUUUUGAAAGAGAUGGGGUUUGUGAUUGCUUGUUUCAUAGUUUUUAUAGUCCUUAAAGUUAAAACUUUGCUUCUGCACAAACACUAAGUACAAUUAAACUUGUGUAUGUAGAGCACUGGUUCACACCUGAAGAACACACUGAUACAGCAGCUGGGUGGGCGAUUUUCUUUGUUCAUUUUGUUUGAUUCUGACAGUUCAUUUUCAGUUGUUCUCGUGUGAAAGGUUCAUGGAACACUUUGAAAGCCAUUUAAUUUUUAUUGAGGCUGAUGGGGUUGAAAAAUGGGCCGCCUCUUUAUUUGGGCCACAUGUCGAGAAAAUGCACGAUGUUUGAGUUUUAUUGUUGACGGCGUUUUAACUCCAUGCGGGCAGUGGCAGGGACCUGCUGACUGGGGUCGUAAACAUGGAUAGAUGAUUUACCCGAUUCUCAUUACACAUUGAAAUGUACUUCUGAACAGCACAUACAGUACAUUCUGUAUAUGGAUCUAGCAGGGCAUUCGUGGCCCUUAACGUGCUGCAUGUCGGUCGGUCACUGGGCGCCGAAGCACUUUUCGGUCUCUUCGCCCACUCCUCAAAGGGCUUUGCAGCCGCUGGGGCGACGCAGCGAUAUCUUCAGUUCGGACCACUGAGCCACUUUGGGCUCCGUUUCACAUGGACGCAUAAAGCUCACAGAAGUUUCAGGAUAUUUGACAGAAAGAAAAACAAAUUCCUCCUCCACAUAUGCCAUAUGUGUGUAUGUAUGUUGUACAUUGUAUGCUGCUGCAGCCGAGUAGAAGUUCCC
Scleropages formosus (Asian bonytongue) is the source of this 5768-nucleotide messenger RNA. Its product is annotated as kelch-like protein 12. Gene Ontology annotation, molecular function: protein binding. The transcript has 5 exons. The coding region runs from base 644 to 2578 and encodes 644 amino acids. The record is from RefSeq and is a predicted model, not a curated record. Lineage: Eukaryota; Metazoa; Chordata; Actinopteri; Osteoglossiformes; Osteoglossidae.